Messenger RNA from Ciona intestinalis (vase tunicate), 1146 nucleotides. Lineage: Eukaryota; Metazoa; Chordata; Ascidiacea; Phlebobranchia; Cionidae. The record is from RefSeq and is a predicted model, not a curated record.
GGGAAACUGGACUUGAAAAAUGCAAUCCCGAGUCAGCGAAGCUACAUUAGAGAAAUCGAUUCAUUUAGGGAGCUUGUUAAAGAUUAGAAUAGCUCAAAGGAAAGUGCGAUUAUAAUGACGAUAAGACGGUGUCGGAACUGGAAUAACUUCAAAUGACCACAACCUCAAAAAAACCACUCGGUUGGAAAAAUUGCCGAUAGGUGUCUUGCCCAAGAACACAAAAGCUCACAAUGGUAGCAGCACUCAGAUUCAAACCGGCAUUCUCUUGGCUAGAGAAAACAAACAUGCCAGCAUCUGGUAUUGAAUUGACUGAGGAAGCCAAACAAGUUUGCAAAAAAGUUUUCAAAGAGCAAAUAAAGGGAUGUCGCCUCAUGAUAAAAGACGAGAAGUGUAUUAUCGUUGAAGAGGGGUCUAUUAUCAACAAUGACCAGACUUUCGAGAAUAUUCUAGAAGGUUUUAAAAGGGAAAAUUUCAGGUAUGCUGUUGUGAACAUUGGGUUUACAAAAGCCGAUUCGGUACGGGCUUCAAAAAUGCUGGUACUCAAAUGGGCGCCUGAUGACGGGCCAAGAGGAGGGCGGACGGUCACUGCUCUGUCUUGGCGCGGAUUGAUCAAAUCACUUGAUGCAUGCAUCCCGGUUUCAAUGUCUGAUUCGGCGGACAAAUGCGUUGACACGGUGAUACAAAAACUGUACAGUAACGAAAAAGUGGAAAUUGUUGAAUUUGAGGGGAGGAAAUUGGUCAAAGAGGAUGGUGUUUACGAAUAUAAACGUUAAAUUUAUUUAGAACGUUUAACUUUUAACAUAGUACUGUGGGGUAAAUGUUAUAUCGUUACCAUCAAGUUUUAUAUUUCCUGAUCGGGUUUUGAACGAUUAACAAAGCUUUCUUAGGUCGUAAUAACACGGCCGAUUAUAUAAUUCUGUAAAUAAUUUUUCUACCAAAUGGAACGAGACAAAAAUUGAAAAUGUCCCAUCCUACCCCACCAAUAUUAACAUUAUGCGUGUACUGUAUAUGCUACAUAUGCAUUCAUUUACCCUUUCCUUAUAAAAUCGUCUUCUGUAUGGGCUUAAAAUCGGCUGCUAUGUUAAACAUAUUAAUUAGCUUAUGUAAAAUUCUUGGCUAUUGGAAUAAAACUUUUACAAGUCAAAA